CUUUGAGAACGUUUGAGACAGUCUACACCGACUGUGACUUUGGCUCAAGGAGCGGGAUCGAAAAGGAAGCUUGCGCUACUGUGUUUUCACAGGCUCCGCAGGAGGUUUCGGAGCAGAUUCCGGGAGCAAGUUCCCGGCGCAGGUUCUGGCAGCAGCUUCCAAGGUUCCGGAGCAGAUUCGGACCAGGUUCCAGAGUGUGGGUUCUGGAAACGGUUCUCAAGGUAAUUGCCUCGAAAGCUGGACUCGCACCAGGCCCUGCCUGCCACGAAAUCACUUUGCGCCUGUGACGAAAUCAUUUCUUUUGAAGGAUCCUGAAGACCACGACGGUUCCCACGUUGCAUCAAAGUUAUUUCUUUGUGAAGGAUCCUCCCGGUUCCCACGCCAAUGGGGUGGACUGUGGCUGCGCUUCUCUCAACCCCGCGCCGCAAAAAUCUGCACCAAUUGCAGCAGAGUGAAAAUUCUAGGUCGUUUGCAGACUUGUGCCGAGUUGUGGUUCCGCUCCAUUCUGCUUGAAAUUUGAUUUUGGUCCUUCGAGAGUUGCUCGCAGCAACAGCAGCUACCAGCAAGGAUCUGGAACUGAGGGCACCCUUGUAGUUCUUCUCUUAGAAGCCUUCCUUCCCCAGAGCCCGUUGAAACUCGGAAUGACCUUGAGCGACCUUAACCUAUAGACUGAGGGCGUUCAAGGUCCAAAGCACAGCCACGGCAGCCACAACACGGCCCGCUCCAACUUCGGAAGUCACAAGUUUGCUCACCAGCACCUGUCAGGCAUCAUGGGUUUCUUUGCAAAUCGGGAGGAGUGACUGAGUGACAGCUAGGAUUUCAAGACUUGUUUUGGAUUGGAAGUUUGCGUUGUCUCUAGGAGUCUUUUGGAGAUUGAACAUGUCCGACAGCCGUUGUGAGUGGGGAAAGCUCAGCUUGUCCCCAGGCGUGCGUAGUUGACUUCGGUGGGUUUGCAGAGAGCGUGUGUGAGCAUUUUCAUUCUCAUGAGCUGCUGAUUUUCGCCACCAACCCGGCAGCCUCUUUGAUGCAGAGGAUGAGGCCGCUAAAAAGGCCCCGGAACAAUCGUUGGCUUCCGCGGGGGGUCUGAAAGGCUUCAACAAUUUGCUGCUUUUGUUGGAGAGCACCUCCGCGCAAUCUACGCGAUGAUGAUUUGGACUGGCUGGAAUCUUGCGCAGUUCUUUUCUGACUAUGAUCAUUUGGCUGGAAACAUACUUCCCAACACUCAUCACGACAUGUACUUCCCCUUCUCCGAGUUCCCAAUGUAUGCUUAUACGAAGGAGACCACCUAUGCCAUGUGGAGUUGCGCAUUUCUUCUGCUCGCCUGGGGGGCGCUGCUCAUCAAAAUGAUCCACGAUGUGAAUGAGGUGAUGCCGCCUUAGGCGCGAAUCCGAUCUCCAGAGAUCAGAGGCUGCAACAAGCAGUCUGGACUGAUGGCCUUGACAAAAAGUUGAAGCGUGCCCACAGAUGAACAAACACGUUGAAUGGGUUCUUUUUACGGAUUUUGUCAAACAGUGGGCUAGCCGUCGCCAUUAUCGUUUUAAUCUGGACCUGUGCGAUGGCCAAACUUUGGUGAAGGAGGGUUGGAAACGAGAUUUGAAAUGAGAGAGGGUUAAUACAGUAAAGACAGCUGAUGAAAACAGAAUGAAUUGACGCUGAGCAUGGAAACCAUGUUGGGCACGAUGUUGGGCACGCAGCAGCUGUUUGCCACCGAACCAGUUUGUUUGGACAGCCAUUCUUCCGAAUGGCCUGGAGACUCCCGUUCUUCCAGCUGACAGUGGUCGUAGCUUUGACAAGGUCGGCGAACGAAGACUCCAGGGAUGUGAUCUCAUGUGUCGCCGUUGAAUGUGAUGGAUUUGAGGAUACAGUCUCACUUCUCAUGACUGUGCCCCAAAACCCUGAGAAGUCUAACAAUGCACUCGGGCCUGCGACUGGUGGAGGCAGCGGAGGCGGCCAGCUGGCCCAGCUGGGCCAGGUGUCGAAUUUCUUGUCCAAGUCUUCGGAGCCAGAUCGAAUGCCACAUCCAGAUCAUUUUGACGAAACAUGGGACCGCCUCAAGAACAAGACUGCCAAGCUCCCGCUGUGCAGAGCUUUCCCCAAAUAUUGCGAUGUCAAAUCGGUGACCUAUAAGGUCGAGGUCUUGGCAGCCUCCAUGAUGUGGGAAUCUCUCUUGGGCGUGGGCGGUGCAGUGGUGAUCCUGCAAAUCCUGAUGUUUUACAUUGCUGGUGUUUGCUGGAACACAGGGCUUCUAGGUAGACUUUGGCCAAGGGUUUUUGGUGCUGAUGGAUCUGAUGAACGUGGAUUCUCAACUCCAACUUCUGCUUUGGACCCAGCUGAACCUCACCUGGCUGGCUGGGCAUCAUGGCUGGCGCCGCCGCAGCUUGCUUGGCCCAUGAAGACCUGGUGUCAAUGGUGGCAGUUGGGACCACGGCUGUCUCGACCCAUUGCGACGAUGCAACUUUACGUUUGCUGCCUACUCUUGGUGGAGGUCUUGGCUCUGGUGACCCCCAAUUCCUGUGUCUUAGCGACCGCAGAGAUGGUGGGCUUCGUACGCAAGUACCCUAGACACUUCAACUUUUUGCCCCACUUUGGAGAGUGGUUCAUGCCCAAUUUCGAAGACAAUGUGGAUGCUUGGGUCAGCUUUCUAAUCUUUGUGCGGCGAUUGCUUGUGGUUUCGUGGAGCCUUUUCAUUCUUUUGCCACAGAAAAGGAAGGGACUUUGGCAAGUGGCGUUGGGGGUCAGCUACACUUGUGGUGCGUUGGCUUACACCUACUUGAGCAUGAUAGAGUUGACGUACCAACCUUCCCACACCGUCCAAGGAACGACACUCUUUGUCUUCUCCGCUAUGUUCGUAGUGCCCUUCCUGGAGACCAACCCAAUGGCAGGGAAUUGGUUGCGGAAAUUCCUGCUUCUCAAUGUGGUGAUCCCCUCCUAUUGGUUCGCAGGCUUGAGCAAGAUCAGGUAUGCUGGCCUUCUACACAACUUCUCCGGCGCGUGGGUAAAAGGUCCGCUCCAAUACAAAAUGGAUGAUUCGCUGGUCACUGGGUUCAGCGCCUGGCUGCUGGGCCAGCCAGGCAUUUUGGGCUCAACGGUUCCCUGGACUUGUGUGCUCUUUUCUUGGGGAAACUUCCUCGUGGAAAUUGUGCUCCCUGUCGCUGCGAUGCUCAGUAUGACAGAGGGCCCAGUGCGGAGUAAAAUUCGCCUCACCUUCCUCAUUUUGGCGGUGUCUUUCCAUGUGGGCAUCUGGAUUCUCAUGAGCCCCAACUUUAUUCGUUCUGUGCUGCUGCUGAUUUUCGCCACCAACCCCGCUAGCCUCUUUGAUGCAGAGGAUAAGGCCGCUGAAAAGCAAUCGUUGGCUUCCACAGAGGGGUCUGAAAGGCUUCAACAAUCUGCUGCUCUUGUAGGAGAGUACCUCCGUGCAAUCUACGGGAUGGCGAUGUGGACUGGCUGGAAUCUUGUGCAGCUCCUUUCGGACUAUGAUCACCUGGCUGGAAACAUGGAACCCAAAGCGCAUCACGACAUGUACUUCCCCUUCUCCGAGUUCCCAAUGUUUGCCCCUUCAACGAAGGAGAACUGGGUGCUUAGGUGAUAGUUCAUUUAGAUGGUGCAUGAAAAUGCCCCAAACUUAGAUCAACGAGGGAGGACCUGGACCUUUUACAAGGCAUGUUGGAGAUGGAGAUCCAUGAAGAUCCAUGUAUAUCAUCCCGUUUGAAAGUGCUGAGUUGAGCCCUCUUAUAGGGCGUCCCCGAAAAAGGGGGAGACCAUGGUCCCUGACAUCGAUUGGCAAGGAGACCACCCAUGCCCAGUGGAGUUGCGCAUUUCUUCUGCUCGCCUGGGGGGCGCUGCUCAUCAAAAUGAUCCACGAUGUGAAUGAGGUGAUGCCGCCUUAGGCGCGAAUCCGAUCUCCAGAGAUCAGAGGCUGCAACAAGCAGUCUGGACUGAUGGCCUUGACAAAAAGUUGAAGCGUGCCCACAGAUGAACAAACACGUUGAAUGGGUUCUUUUUACGGAUUUUGUC
Molecule: messenger RNA, 4014 nt
Organism: Durusdinium trenchii
Lineage: Eukaryota; Dinophyceae; Suessiales; Symbiodiniaceae
Source: the annotation of a GenBank genome assembly